This is a messenger RNA of Medioppia subpectinata, 1286 nucleotides long. The record is from the annotation of a GenBank genome assembly. NCBI's taxonomy places the organism in Eukaryota, Metazoa, Arthropoda, Arachnida, Sarcoptiformes, Oppiidae.
AUGGAGAAACUAAUUUAAGUUUCCAAAUAUUUAUGGGUCGGCCAACCGAUAGAUACGGUUUCAUUAGACCACCGGUUGUUAGUAAUGACAAUCAGUUGUAUGUAAAACCACAGGACAACUGGUUUGACCAGAGAUUGGAUCACUUCAAUAAAUCCAACGACAGAACUUUUAAACAGCUCUAUUAUGUAUAUAACGAUACUCAUUACAAACCGGGUGGACCAGUAUUUCUAUUUCUAUCUGGUGAAUUUGCAAUGGACGAGCCUUAUACUAAUCCCAAUACUUAUUGGUUAGAAAUGGCCAAAAAGUACAACGCAUUGCCCAUUAUGUUAGAGCACCGGUAUUACGGCCGGUCAGUGCCCACACAAGACCUGUCGACUGAAAAUUUAAAAUAUUUAACCCUUGAAUUGGCGCUCAAAGACGCGGAACAAUUCAUUUUGGGAAUGACUAAAAAGUUGUCCAUUGAAGGCAGCAAAUGGGUUGUGUGGGGUCUGUCCUAUUCCGGCAAACUUGCCGUUUGGUUUCGGGAGAAGUACCCCAACAUAACUGUCGGUGCCAUAGCCUCGAGCGCACCCGUCGGGUCUAAUAUGAAUUGCACGGGUUAUUUGCGAGUCGUAAGCGAGGCGUUGGGAAUUGUGUGUUCAGAUAAUAUUAGGAAAGCCAACUACGAGAUGGAAGACCUCCUGAAAACACCGGAAGGUGUCGUAAAAUUGCGCAAAAUAUUGAAUUUGUGCGAUUCGUUUGACGGCAAAAAUAUGGAUGAUAUCCGGUAUUUGUCACUACUGUUAGCCAUGAAUGUCGGCGGAUCUGUUCAAAGCAAUGCUGGUAUCGAUCACAUCAUUAAGACAAUGAACGACCCCUCAGGCGGUACACCACUGGAAAGACAAUGGACGUAUCAGACGUGCACUUCUUUUGCCGACUUUGUGACCAGUGAUCUGCCGAACAGUCCUUUUGGACACAAUCUUCCCGUCGAGUUCUAUACCAAACAAUGCACUCAAAUAUUCGGUCCACAAAUCACAGCCCAAACUAUACAGAAAGCGGUCGACCGGACAGUCGCCACAUAUGGGGGCAAACGGCCGAACGUAACAAAUGUUGUGCUCACAAACGGCUCACUCGACCCCUGGAAGGCCAGCGGUAUUCUCGAAGACCUAAACAAUAGCACUAAAGCGGCGGUCAUUGAGGGCAGCGCUCAUUGCGCCGAUUUCUUUGGCUCAAACCCAACGGAUACCCAGAGUAUGAAAAACGCCCGCAAAUUAAUUGAACAACAAAUCGGCGAAUAUUUGAAAUAA